This is a messenger RNA of Esox lucius (northern pike), 4726 nucleotides long. Its product is annotated as inverted formin-2. Gene Ontology annotation, molecular function: small GTPase binding; actin binding. Bases 96 to 3974 code for a protein of 1292 amino acids. The record is from RefSeq and is a predicted model, not a curated record. The transcript has 24 exons. Gene Ontology annotation, biological process: actin cytoskeleton organization. NCBI's taxonomy places the organism in Eukaryota, Metazoa, Chordata, Actinopteri, Esociformes, Esocidae.
CAUCUACACCACUGGUUAAAUUCUGCAAGGCCGAAGAACAACCCAGAUGUUGUCAGAGGCGGAGUUAGUACCAUCAGUUUCGUCACGUCCAGUCCAUGGGAUGCAGAGAGAAACGCAGAAGGAUCUGCGCACAGUAUGUUCAAAACGCGCACACAGGAUUUCUAGGAAACUCUCCAUCCUUGGUUGCCAUGGCGACUCCACAAGGGAAGUGGGGGGCCCUGAAGGAGCGCCUGACCAACAGCCCCCAGGAUCCAGAUGCUCAACUCGAGGCCAACUUGGAGAACGCAGAUCCGGAGCUAUGCAUACGACUGCUACAGGUGCCCACCGUGGUCAACUACUCAGGGCUACGGAGGCGUCUGGAGGGGAGUAACCAGGACUGGAUGCUGCAGUUUUUGGAGCUCAAUGGGCUGGAUCUGCUGAUGACAGCCCUGGAGAGGCUGUCUGGCCGGGGGUGUGCCCGCAUCGCUGAUGCACUCCUCCAGCUCACCUGUGUGGCCUGUGUGAAGGCAGUAAUGAACUCCUCAGCUGGGCUGCAUUUUAUUCUGGACAAUAAGGGAUACAUCAGGACCCUGUCGCAAGCCCUGGACACGUCCAACACAAUGGUGAAGAUGCAGGUGUUUGAGCUUCUGGCAGCCCUCAGCAUGUUCAACCAACAGGGACACCACCUGGCCUUGGAUGCGCUGGAGUACUAUAAAAGUGUGAAGAUGCAACAGUAUCGCUUCAGUGUCAUCAUGAACGAGCUGUGUGCGACAGACAACGUGCCCUACAUGGUCAUCCUCAUGAGUGUGGUCAACGUGCUUAUCUUUGGGGUAGAGGACCUGAAGAAGAGAGACAGAAUACGCAAAGAGUUUAUUGGGCUACAGUUACUGGAUUUACUUCCAAAACUGAGAGAAACAGAGGAUGAGGACUUAAUCAUCCAAUGUGUGGCCUUUGAGGACACAAUGGUAGAGGAUGAGGAGGAGAUGGAGAAGAUAUACGGAGGUAUCAACAUGAGCAGUCAUCAGGAAGUCUUCACCACACUCUUCAACAAAGUGAGUAGCACACCUGCCUCGGUGCAGCUGAUGUCCAUUCUGCAGGCUCUGUUGUUGGUGGGGCCAGAGCGCAGCGAGGUGUGGCUGGCCCUAGAGGACCUGGCUGACCGAGCUACUUUGCUGGCACAGGACCCGGACGUUGACUCCACCGACCACCUGAUCGAGCGUCUGGUGUUCUCCAAGGGUCAGCAUGGGUCACCAAAGGUCAAGGUCAAGGUUGAGACCAGAGACAGGGCUGUUCAGAUAGACCUGGCAGAACAAUUGACUGAUCGAAAGUCUCCCGCCGCGGUUUUCUCUACACAUUCGCCCACCCCUUCAUCACCAUCUCUACCAAGCAUGGCAGAUUCCAACACACCCCUCCUGCUUCCUGAUCUCUCUGGGAUGCCGCCCCCUCAACCUCUCCCCUCAACUCCACCACCAUCAGAUACAUCUGGCAUGAUGUCCCCACCACCUGCACCACCCUUGCUCGGAAUGGGCCCCCCACCUCCUCCACCCUUGCCUGGUAUGGGCCCCCCUCCUCCUCCACCCUUGCCCGGUAUGGGCCCCCCUCCUCCUCCACCCUUGCCCGGCAUGGGCCCCCCACCUCCUCCACCCUUGCCAGGCAUGGGCCCCCCACCUCCUCCACCCUUGCCAGGCAUGGGCCCCCCACCUCCUCCACCCUUGCCAGGCAUGGGCCCCCCACCUCCUCCACCCUUGCCCGGUAUGGGCCCCCCACCUCCUCCACCCUUGCCAGGCAUGGGCCCCCCACCUCCUCCACCCUUGCCCGGUAUGGGCCCUCCACCUCCUCCACCCUUGCCCGGCAUGGGUCCCCUUCCGGGUGGUGACAUUAUUGUGGCCCAGAGCGUUCAGACACUGGGGUCCUCCUACUACACCCCUCCACCGAGAGCAGGUCGAUUCCCCACUCUACGCAUGAAGAAGCUCAACUGGCAGAAGCUGCCAUCCAGAGUGGUGACUGACAGUCAUUCCAUGUGGACUUCGGUACAGUCUGAUUCUCUUGAGCCUGAUUAUACCAGUAUUGAGGAGCUCUUCUGUCUGCCAGUGAAUGAUACAAAGGCCAAAGACAGCGCCCCUGCAGUCAGACAGGAGCCCAAAGAGAUUUCAUUCAUCGAUUCCAAAACAAAUCUUAACCUGAACAUAUUCCUAAAACAGUUUAGAUGCUCACAUGAGGACUUUGUGGCCAUGAUCCAAAAAGGGGACCGGUCCAGAUUUGAUGUGGAGGUGCUGAAACAGCUGCAGAGGUUAUUGCCAGGGACCAAUGAGAUUGAGAACCUAAAGUCCUACCAGGGAGACAGAGCGAAGCUAGCUGGUGUGGACCAAUUUUAUCUCCAACUCAUAGCUGUUCCCUGCUACGCACUGAGGAUCGAGUGCAUGUUGCUCUGUGAGGAGAUUGGCUCCGUGUUACAGACAAUGCAGCCUAAAGCUGAACUUCUGGAGGAGGCCUGUGAGAGUCUGAGAGUGAGCACUCGACUGCCAAGCUUUUGCCGACUCAUUCUGGAUGUUGGAAACUUCCUCAACUACGGGAGCCACACAGGAAAUGCAGAGGGCUUCAAGAUCAGCACCCUGCUCAAGCUCACUGAGACCAAGGCCAAUAAAAGUCGUGUCACACUGCUCCACCACAUUCUAGAGGAGGCAGAGAAGAACUAUGUCGACCUGUUGAACCUUUCAGGAGAUCUAGAAAUCUUUGAAAAGGCUGCCAAUGUGAAUCUGGAGUCUAUCCAGUCAGAGACAAACUUGCUCAUUAAGCGGUUAAAAGACUCAGAGACAAAGGUGUCUUCCUCCUCUGUGGAAGACAUCAAGGAGCAGUAUCUCACUACCAUACAGGGAAGCCUGGCUACAUGCAGGGAGCUGGAGGAGAGGUUUGCUUCCAUUGACAGGAAAAAGGUUGAUUUGGCCAAGUACCUUUGUGAGGAUUCAUCCCGUCUCUCCCUGGAGGAGCUAUUCAGCACUCUGAAGACAUUCAGGGGACUUUUCAUCACAGCUCUCAAGGACAAUCAGAAACGGCGAGAGCAAGCCAUCAAGGCUGAGAAGAGGAGGAAACAGCAGGAGGAGGAGGAUUUAAAGCGACCAAGGGGGGAGAAUGGGAAGAUAAUUCGUAAAGCACCCCCACCAGCCCAGGAGGGCUGUAUAAUCGACAACCUGCUGUCUGAUAUCAGGAAGGGUUAUGCCCUGAGGAAGACCAGGUCCAACUCCGAGCAGAACCACAGGACCAGCAGUCUGCCUGAUCAGUUCACCAAGCCUGAGGGACCAUCUGCUGUAGACACCAAGGUUGGAGUUGAAAAGGUGAUAUCACCCAAUGACCAAACACAGCAAGUCAGCGAUCCAGUCGUAGACGAGUCCUCACCUGGCCUCCCCACAGACCCCUCAAAGAUUAUGGCUUCCCCUGAAACCAUAGGCUCCUCCAACCUCCAUACCACCACCAAAGAACACAGCAAUGAACCGUACACCAAGCCCGAGGGAUCAUCUGGCAUAGACACCAAGGAUGGAGCUGAAGUUGAAAGGGUGGUAUCCACCUUGUUGAGUGACCAAACUCAACAAGUCAGCGAUCCAGUCUUAGAAGUGUACUCAUCUGGCCUCCCCGCAGACCCCUCAAAGAAAUUGGCUUCCCCCAAAACCAUCGGCUCCUCAAACCCCCAUUCUACCACCACGGAACAAGACUCCGGACUGCUGAAUCCGGGGUUGAGGAUGUUAAAUGCAAAUGCAUUUUCAGCUGAUGGGGAUGAUCCAAAGAGCGGAGACACAGGGACAGAUGGAAACGAGGAGAAAGAGGCUGAUGGAAAGGGUCUGGAGGAGGCUCCACCAGUAGAGGCCCUCUCAACCACAGCAGCUGGGGAUACGGAUUCCAAACAACAGACAUUGAGACCGAGGACUACAAAGACACAUGGCGAAGACAUGGGCAAAGGAAAAGGCCACGAUAAAUAUAAAAGGGAGUGUGUGUUACAAUAAGGUGGACUUUGGAAGGACAAGGCCAAAGACAAAGAAACAAUGAAUUGUCAGCACUUCAUAACUAACAUACAUUAACAAUAUACUGUACUUACAGUUAUCUACUAUAAUCAGCCAUGUUUGUCCUAGUGUUACAUAAAGUUUCCUUGUAAACACAACUAAUGUUUCUUUUUCUAAAUUGAGACCACCAACAGUUGUUUUUGUAUUAUUCACAACUAUAACUUAAACCAGGGUUUCCCAACCCUUUUUCACUCAGGGACUCCAACAAAAAAGAUUGUUUGGUAACCCCUGAAAUGUAUCAGUGAUAUAACAGAAAAUUACCAAACCUACAAAGUUUUGAUCGAUGAUGUUAAGAUUGGCCCUUUUCAAUUCCAUCAUGGAUAUUCAAUGUACUGGACUGUCAUUUAACAUUUCUAAUGUAAAAUGUAUUCAUUUAAUACUGAUACAAGUGUUUACAAUGGGUAUACAUUUCUUUUUACUUGCUGAUACAGACAUUUUAUUUCAUUUUAUUUGGCAAAUAUAAAAGUCCUCUUUUGUCUACAGCUAAGUGUUGGUGUGAUAUGCUGCUUUCAUGUAAAAUUUGGAACUAGGAAACUGUACUGUUACUUUUUACAACUUUCCAACUCGUUCUAAUUAAUCAUAUGCCUCAUUUUACAAAUUAGCUUGUUGCGAGCAGCAUGUGAAUGAAGAUUAAGAAUUAUCAUUGAUUCAUGAUCUAUUAAACAUUAAAUAUCAACAACAGAUAACUAUAUGAA